Euleptes europaea (tarantolino) is the source of this 990-nucleotide messenger RNA. RefSeq names its product tectorin beta (gene TECTB). Lineage: Eukaryota; Metazoa; Chordata; Lepidosauria; Squamata; Sphaerodactylidae. Bases 1 to 990 code for a protein of 329 amino acids. The record is from RefSeq and is a predicted model, not a curated record. The transcript is spliced from 10 exons. Gene Ontology annotation, cellular component: cell surface.
AUGGUGAUGGUUGCUUUUCUACUAUGGGUCAUCUUGGCGCGAGGCGUUGCUGCUUCUUGCAAUCCAAAUAAAGCAGAUGCCAUUUUGGUAUAUUGUUAUCCCAAAACCAUAAUUACUAAAAUCCCUGAAUGUCCUUAUGGAUGGGAAGUUAAUCAGCUGGCUCUUGGUGGUGUUUGCUACAAUGGGGUCCAUGAUUCAGGAUAUUACCAGUUUACAAUCCCAGAUUUGUCACCCAAAAAUAAGUCAUACUGUGGAACCCAAUCAGAUUUUAAAAGUUCCAUCUAUCAUUUCUAUAACUCCAUCACCUCCAAUGACAGCUCAGUGAUUGUGAAGAGUCAGCCUGUGAAUUAUUCAUUUACAUGCACAUACCAUGCAAACUAUUUGGUGAACCACGCUGCCUUUGACCAAAGAGUGGCAACAGUUCAUGUGAAGAAUGGCAGCUCCGGUUCAUUUGAAAGUCAGUUAUCCCUCAACUUCUAUACUAAUGCCAAGUUUACAACCAAGAAAGAAGCCCCUUUUAUAGUUGAAACUGCAGACAUUGGUUCAGAUAUAUUUGCUGGAGUAGAAGCAAAGGGCUUAAGUGCCAGGUUUAAAGUAGUCUUGACCAAUUGUUGGGCAACUCCCUCAUCGGAGUACUUCUAUCAAAUCCAGUGGCCUCUGAUAACUAAGGGGUGUGCAACCGAUAGCUCCAUUAUAGUACAUGAAAAUGGGAAAGACAGCCGGGCUACCUUCCAGUUUAACGCAUUCCGGUUUCGAAAUGUCCCCAAGCUUUCCAAGGUGUGGCUGCAUUGUGAGACACAUGUGUGUGACAGUGAGAAGUUCUCCUGUGCUGUGACAUGUUCAAAACGAAGACAACGUAUGGAGCCAACAGGAGGUGUUUUAAUGGCAGAGCUCACUGUGAACAGUAGAGGUUUAUCCAGAAAUUACAACCUUUCAGCUAUUCUUUGCCAUUUAUUCCUCAUGCUUGGAGUCUGUGCAGUUUUACUAUAA